AUGGCUUGAGCCAAUCAAGCCCAUCUUAUUUAUGUUUAAAACAAUACUAAAUUCCAUUGAAGAGUUUACUAAUAACGUAUAGUUUUGGAAGAUGAAGUUACUCAAAAAAAUCAACUUCCUUUCCCAUUACUACCCCAGAAAAUCAUCAUUUUCAUUUUUAUUCAACUCCUAUACCACCCGCCGACUAACUCUCACUACCUUUCCGCCAGACCCACAAAUUCUUUUAACUACCUUAUGCUCCAACGGUCAACUGAAAGAAGCUUUGCUAGAAAUGGCGGUUCAAGGCCUUGAAAUGAAGUUUGAAAGCUAUGAUAUGUUAUUAAACGCUUGUAUAAACAAAAGGGCGUUUAGAGAAGGCCAAAGGGUCCAUGCCCAUAUGAUCAAAACUCGAUAUUUGCCGCCUGUUUACCUCAGAACUAGGCUGAUAAUUUUUUAUGGUAAAUGUGAUUGCUUGAGGGAGGCGAGGCAUGUGCUUGAUGAAAUGCCUGAGAGGAAUGUGGUUUCUUGGACUGCUAUGAUUUCUGCUUAUUCUCAAAGAGGGUUUGCCUCUAAAGCGUUGGAUCUUUUUGUACAGAUGUUAAGAUCAGAUACAGAACCGAAUGAAUUCACUUUUGCCACUGUACUUUCUUCUUGUACGGAUACUUGUGGUUUUGAGCUGGGAAGGCAAAUCCACUCCAUUAUAAUCAAGAGAACUCUUGACACCCAUAUAUUUGUUGGGAGCUCACUUCUUGACAUGUAUGCCAAAGCUGGUAGAAUUCAUGAAGCUAGAGAGGUUUUUGAAUGCCUGCCAGAAAGGGAUGUUGUUUCAUGCACUGCCAUAAUUUCAGGGUACACUCAAUUAGGAUUAGAUGAAGAGGCAUUAGAACUAUUCCGAAGAUUGAAUUUAGAAGGAAUGAGUUCAAAUUAUGUUACUUAUGCUAGUGUUCUAACUGCAUUAUCUGGGCUUGCAGCAUUAGAUCUUGGUAAGCAAGUUCACAACCAUGUCCUGCGAUGUAAACUGCCCUUCUAUGUGGUAAUUCAGAAUUCUUUGAUUGAUAUGUACUCAAAGUGUGGGAACCUCAUUUACUCAAGACGGAUAUUUGAUAACAUGCCUGAGAGAACUGUUAUCUCAUGGAAUGCAAUGCUUGUAGGGUACAGCAAACAUGGGAUGGGAAGAGAGGUAGUGGAGCUUUACAGAUUGAUGAGAAAUGAAAAUAAAGUCAAACCUGACAGUGUCACUCUGUUAGGGGUUCUGUCUGGUUGCAGCCAUGGAGGGAUGGAAGAUGUGGGGUUGGAAAUCUUUGAUCAAAUGGUUAAUGGGAAAGAUGGAGUCAAGCCUGACAUUGAGCACUAUGGGUGUGUUGUAGAUUUGCUUGGGCGUGCUGGUAGAGUAGAAGAGGCUUUUGAAUUUAUAAAAAAUAUGCCUUUUGAACCAACUGCUGCUUUAUGGGGUUCACUUCUAGGUGCUUGUAGGGUUCACUCAAAUAUUGACAUUGGUGAAUUUGUAGGUCGUUGUCUGCUAGAAAUUGAGCCUGAGAAUGCUGGGAACUAUGUUAUUCUAUCUAAUUUAUAUGCUUCUGCAGGGAGAUGGGAAGAUGUAAGAAUGAUGAGGGAUUUGAUGAUGGAGAAAGCUGUGAAAAAAGAGCCAGGAAGAAGUUGGAUUGAGUUUGACCAAACCCUUCAUUCCUUCCAUGCAAGUGAUCGUUCACAUCCAAGAAGGGAAGAGGUAUUUGUAAAGCUGAAAGAGUUAUCAAUCAAAUUGAAGGAAGCUGGCUAUGUUCCUGACUUGAGUUGUGUUUUACAUGAUGUGGAUGAAGAGCAGAAGGAGAAGAUACUCCUAGGCCACAGCGAGAAAUUGGCUUUGACUUUUGGGCUGAUAUCUACUUCUGAUGGAGUGCCACUCCGUGUGAUUAAGAACCUCCGGAUUUGUGUUGAUUGCCAUAAUUUUGCCAAGUUUGUUUCCAAGAUUUAUCUGAGAGAAGUGUCUUUGAGGGAUAAGAACCGGUUCCACCAUAUUUUUAGGGGAGUUUGUUCCUGUGGAGACUACUGGUGAAGUCUGAAAGUUUAAAACUGGAAAUACACUUUUGUCCAACUGCGUUCAAUAUAAGUGUCCUUCCCUGCUAAGCUGCUACUUCCUUUUUUUUUUGGGUACAAAAGAAGCCGCUGGAAAGGUUUCUAGUGCUACUUCCUACUUUGAAAACCUUAAGACUGUUCUCAAUGAAAGAAUAGUUGAAGGAGUGUCCAUAUUCAAAACCAAAUGAAAGACAGGUUGAAUAGGUCACAAUGUUCAAAACAAAAGUAGGAAACAACUCCCAACUUCGUGGCGCUUGGAAAGAUUGUUUCAGCCGUGGAGAUCGAAAAACACUGACCGACUAUUCUGUUGAAUGAACUAGAGAAGAUUACAGAAUUGCAAAUACCCUUUCCUAACUCUGGUAGUGUGGAGAUCAUCUAUAAAUCGAUGGCAAUUCUUUCUAGUGACAAAUAUAGAGAUGGCCACAUAUAUCAAAGGUUUGAGUGCCCUAUAAAACAGUUUGAUGUACUAGAAGGGCUAACCUUGUUUUGGUUUGGGUAGUGACCUGAGGAUACUUAUGGUUGUGAACAAAAUCAGAAGAGAGGCAACACCAAAUUCUAUGCACAAUAUUUGGAACUUUGAAUAUCUUUUAUUUCAUUUUCACUGUAAAUUUUAAUUAAAAUAUAAAUAA
Messenger RNA from Durio zibethinus, 2681 nucleotides. RefSeq names its product Pentatricopeptide repeat (PPR) superfamily protein. The record is from RefSeq and is a predicted model, not a curated record. Gene Ontology annotation, molecular function: protein binding; zinc ion binding; RNA binding. NCBI's taxonomy places the organism in Eukaryota, Viridiplantae, Streptophyta, Magnoliopsida, Malvales, Malvaceae. Gene Ontology annotation, biological process: RNA modification.